Microstroma glucosiphilum is the source of this 264-nucleotide messenger RNA. RefSeq lists its product as hypothetical. NCBI's taxonomy places the organism in Eukaryota, Fungi, Basidiomycota, Exobasidiomycetes, Microstromatales, Microstromataceae. The transcript is spliced from 2 exons. The record is from RefSeq and is a predicted model, not a curated record. Gene Ontology annotation, biological process: mitochondrial respiratory chain complex IV assembly. Gene Ontology annotation, cellular component: mitochondrion; mitochondrial inner membrane. The annotation marks the transcript as partial.
GGUCGAAUGCCAUGUGCUCGGAGAUCCUACCUCCUUGGGCUGUGUACCGGCAUUGGUGUGACGGCGAUUAGGAUGGUCACAGGGAGGAGCUUGAGGACAAGUGCAAAUUGGGGGGCGGGAUCAUUCGUUCUCGUUAGCGUUACCAGCUGGGAGAUGUGCAGGAGAUCCCUAGCGGCAGAGCAAAACAGGAUGAAGAUGGUCAUCCAGCACCACCAGCGCAACCGUGGAAGCAAAGCGUUGGCUACUCCAGAGUCUGCUUCACUA